AUGGGCGAGACCAGCCCUACUCCAGCCUCUCGCGCUCAGUCUAGUCGCGCUCAAGACAGCACCGACAUCACGGACUCCGAUGCCACUGUCGUUGGCCCUAACCACCCCGACGCCCCUAUCCGCGAUGCUUCUCGUCUCGAAGACCUCGAAGCCGAUAGCUCGCCGCCGACCCCACGAUUCAUCCAAGACGAAGGAUCCUGGAAGCGUUUCAAAUGGGUGCCCUACCCCGUGCGGCGCGCUAUCAAAUACGUCGCGCGUUGGGCUCGCGGACCGCCUAACCCCGUGUUCAUUCGUAUCGACCCCUUCUUUCCCCGAAUCCAGCACCUGCCGAUCGUCUUGGUGGAUAAGUACCUCCCGCGGAAGCGCCAGCGUGUGUGGGCUGUGCUGGGGUACCUGUCUGUGUGGAUUAUCACUUUUGCGCUAGUGAUGCGUCAUGGUUUGACGAUAUCCGAAAUCCCUGGUUGGAGUGUGCCGUCUGCCAUAGGAUGCGGCGCUACCUUCUGGGCUGACGGCAAUGAAUGCGGCUUGGAUGGAAUUGAUUGUCGGCCGUUUAACAACGGCGGCUAUGCUUUCAGCUGCCCAGCAAGCUGCUCCAAGCGCAUGCUGCUGAACCCCCAUGCGGUUGGUGACCAGGAGAUUGUCUACCAGCCGCUGGUUGUCGGAGGCCCCCCAGCUAACGGCUCCGGCCCGGCUAUCUAUCGCGCCGACUCCUUUCUCUGCGCUGCUGCCAUUCACGCUGGCGUUAUCAGCGACCGCUACGGCGGCUGCGGAGUGGCCAAGCUCGUGGGCUUCCAGCCUAACUUCACGGCUUCCACGCGCAACGGCAUCAGCAGCGUCGGCUUCGAUUCCUACUUCCCACGCUCUUUCAGCUUCGAAGAAGAUCUCCAGUGCGAAGUUCGCGACUUCCGCUGGAACAUCCUCGCCGUCUCAGUUGUCUUUUCCACGAUCUUUUCCCUCUUUGUCUCCUCCGCUUGGCUAUUCUUCUUUCCCGUAUUCACCAUACUUUUCUGGUCAGUCGGCAUGGCUCUCGAUCCUCCUGCACACGCUGACACGGCCACGCUCUUCUCCAUUGAGAUCGGCCGCUACCUACCUUCCAUGUUCGUCGCCUGGGUCAUGUACGACAAGAUGGGAAUAAAGCGCACACUUCAUGGCCUAACUGCCCAAAUCGAAAAAACCGUUUUCUGGCUUGGUGCCGCCUGGGUCGGCGCCCUCACCAACUACACACUCGACUUUAUUCCCAUCCAACGCCUGACGGGCCAUGACUUGAACCAGCAACCUGGCGCACGCGCCGCCCUGGCCAUCAUCGUCAUCAUCCUGGCCGUGAUUGCCGCCUCACAAAUCUUCUUCUUCCGCCAAGAAGCCCGCCUCAUCCCUAUGCUCAAGCUCUACAUCCUCUUUGGUAUCGGCCUCCUCAUCCUCGGCGUCCUCCCCGACCUCAACCUCCGCAUUCACCACUACAUCCUAGCACUCCUACUUCUCCCGGGCACAUCCCUCCAAAUGCGGCCCUCCCUCCUCUACCAAGGCCUGCUGGUGGGCCUCUUCAUCAACGGUGUCGCCCGCUGGGACUUCGACCCCAUCGUGCAGACGAGCUACGAACUGCGCGGCGACGCCCCCAUGGGUUCCCCCUUGCCCGUCAUCCACGACCCCAUCAUCAUCUGGGGCGGUAUCAACAACCGGUCGAUCACCUUCACCUGGGACCCUCCGCCGGACCCGGCCUACGACGGCAUCAGCGUGCUGGUCAACGAUGUGGAGCGGUUUCGCGCCUAUUUUGAUGAUGAACCAGGUACUGCGGGUAUGGGAAGCCAGAAGAAUGUCGGGACGCAUAAUGUCACGUGGGUUAGGCAGCCGGGCGUCGAGGCGAACGAGUACUUCCGCUUUGCGUGGAUGCAGGGUAGUAUGAGAGGGGAUUAUACUAAAGCGGGGAAGUGGGAUACGGAGGGGAAGUGGACUAAGAUGGAGCCGGGACCAUCGAAGGUUAAGAAGAGGGGAGGAGUAGACUACAAGGUGCUGUGA
Thermochaetoides thermophila DSM 1495 is the source of this 2013-nucleotide messenger RNA. RefSeq lists its product as uncharacterized. Lineage: Eukaryota; Fungi; Ascomycota; Sordariomycetes; Sordariales; Chaetomiaceae. The record is from RefSeq and is a predicted model, not a curated record. The transcript has a single exon. Bases 1 to 2013 code for a protein of 670 amino acids.